AUGGUGGGCCACCUGCAUCUGCAGGGCAUGGAGGAGAGCCUCAAGCAGAGCCGGGAGGGCCUGCUGGACAGCCCCGACUCCGGGCUGCCCCCCAGCCCCAGCCCCAGCCCGCCCUUCUACUCCCUGGAGCCUGGCAUCCUCGACUCCCGCGCGGGGGGCGCCGGCGCCUCCUCCGAGCCCCCCGGACCCGGCGAGGCCCGAGCGCCCCCACCCGUGCCCCCGAACCCCUCCGCGCUGGAGAUGAGGCCCCGGCUGCUGCCAGUGUUCUUCGGGGAAGGCAUCGAGGUGAACCCAGAACCAGCCCAUGAGAUCCGCUGCAACUCCGAGGUCACGUACACCUCGGAGAAGCACUUCCGGGACAAUGUCUUCUACGCGCACGUGCCCACGGUCACGGCCUACAGCGAGACGAUCGUGGCGGCGCCCAACUGCACGUGGCGCAGCUACCGCAGCCAGCUGACCCUGGAGCCGCGGCCGCGCGCGCUGCGCUUCGGCAGCACCGCCAUCAUCUUCCCCAAGCACGCGCGCAGCUCCUUCCGCACCACCCUGCACUGCAGCCUGGGCCGGCCGCGCCGCCGCUUCGCCGCCAGCGUGCAGCUGCAGCCCGGCCCGCAGCCCGCGCCGCGCCGCCUGGGGCCGGCCGCGCUCUAG
Molossus molossus (Pallas's mastiff bat) is the source of this 648-nucleotide messenger RNA. Its product is annotated as refilin-A-like. Gene Ontology annotation, molecular function: filamin binding. The record is from RefSeq and is a predicted model, not a curated record. Bases 1 to 648 code for a protein of 215 amino acids. Gene Ontology annotation, biological process: actin filament bundle organization; negative regulation of bone mineralization involved in bone maturation; skeletal system morphogenesis. NCBI's taxonomy places the organism in Eukaryota, Metazoa, Chordata, Mammalia, Chiroptera, Molossidae. The transcript is spliced from 3 exons. Gene Ontology annotation, cellular component: actin filament bundle.